GUGUGACCAAUCUUGAUUCAUACACUCACAGCAAAGCCUCCAUCUGUCUCAUGGAUUAUAGAUCUAAAUUGAUGGCUUCAGUAACAGAUGCCAGAUACAGACACAAUGAUGCUUCAGACCAAAAUUUCGAUUACAUGUUCAAACUCCUGAUCAUUGGCAACAGCAGUGUGGGCAAAACGUCCUUCCUCUUCAGAUACGUUGAUGACACUUUCACACCAGCUUUUGUUAGCACAGUCGGAAUUGACUUCAAAGUGAAAACUGUUUACAGGAAUGACAAGCGGGUGAAACUGCAGAUCUGGGAUACUGCUGGACAAGAGAGAUACAGGACUAUCACUACAGCCUAUUAUCGAGGCGCUAUGGGGUUCAUCCUGAUGUAUGAUAUCACCAGUGAAGAGUCGUUUAAUGCAGUGCAGGACUGGGCCACUCAGAUCAAGACCUAUUCCUGGGAUAAUGCACAAGUCAUUGUGGUUGGAAACAAGUGUGACAUGGAGGAUGAAAGAAUCAUUCCUCUGGAAAAGGGUAAACAUCUGGCUGAUCAGUUAGGUUUUGAUUAUUUUGAUGCCAGUGCCAAAGAGAACAUCAAUGUGAGACAGGUCUUUGAGCGCCUAGUGGAUAUAAUCUGUGAAAAGAUGUCGGAGAGUAUAGAGUCUGACCCGUCCAGAGGCAGUUCUGGGAAGAACAUGCGACUCACAGACAACCCACCGCCUUUGCAGCAGAAUUGUUCCUGCUAGUGAUUUUAAUCUCUGUGAAAUCUCUCUCUCCCCUUCCCUGAACACACUUUAUCUUUUCACAUGUGAUGAUGUAUUAUCAUAUCGUCUAAAGGCUGGAGUUUCUGUUAUAGUGGAAAUGGACGUGGUUGUUAA
Molecule: messenger RNA, 863 nt
Organism: Terrapene triunguis (Three-toed box turtle)
Lineage: Eukaryota; Metazoa; Chordata; Testudines; Emydidae
Product: ras-related protein Rab-3B
Exons: 5
Coding region: 51-731 (226 amino acids)
Biological process (GO): regulation of exocytosis; protein localization to plasma membrane; protein secretion
Cellular component (GO): plasma membrane; endosome; synaptic vesicle
Molecular function (GO): GTPase activity; GTP binding
Source: RefSeq, a predicted model, not a curated record